This is a messenger RNA of Schizosaccharomyces japonicus yFS275, 3161 nucleotides long. RefSeq names its product 6,7,8-tetrahydrofolate synthase. Gene Ontology annotation, biological process: tetrahydrofolate interconversion; 10-formyltetrahydrofolate biosynthetic process; folic acid-containing compound metabolic process. NCBI's taxonomy places the organism in Eukaryota, Fungi, Ascomycota, Schizosaccharomycetes, Schizosaccharomycetales, Schizosaccharomycetaceae. Gene Ontology annotation, cellular component: cytoplasm. Gene Ontology annotation, molecular function: formate-tetrahydrofolate ligase activity; ATP binding; methylenetetrahydrofolate dehydrogenase (NADP+) activity. The coding region runs from base 52 to 2865 and encodes 937 amino acids. The record is from RefSeq and is a predicted model, not a curated record. The transcript is spliced from 3 exons.
AUAGAACUUUGACCAGCUCAAAUAGACCUGUCCAAAGCCAACCACAGGGAUAUGGCUCAACUCAUUACUGGCACCGAUUUGGCUCGCCAAUUCAAAUCGGCAGUUAAGGAAAAUGUCACAAAUAUUCAAAAACGCGAUCCCCAGUUCGCACCUACACUUAUUAUCGUGCAAGUCGGUGCUCGCCCCGACUCCAAUGUUUACGUUCGCAUGAAGCGCAAGGCUUCUGAAGAGACUGGUAUUCGUUGCGUUCACAAGAACUUUGCUGAAGAUGUAAAUGAAUACGAGCUCCUCCAGGCUAUUGAAGGUUUUAACAAUGAUCCUUCCGUCCACGGUAUCAUUGUCCAGCUGCCUCUUCCAUCCCAAUUGAAUGAGCAAACAAUCACUGAAGCUGUUUCUCCUGAGAAGGAUGUUGACGGCUUCUGUGAGGCUAACUUGGGCAAGCUCGCCAAACGUGGUUGUGAACCCUCUUUUGUUGCAUGCACACCACGGGGUGUUAUGGAAUUGUUGAAGCAUUACAACGUUUCAUUGUCUGGCAAAAAUGCUGUUGUCAUUGGACGCAGCAACAUUGUUGGACGUCCCAUGUCCGUUUUGUUGGAGCGUGCCAAUUGUACUGUUACGCUGUGUCACAGCAAGACUGCUGACAUCGCCCAAUUCACGAAGACCGCUGACAUCGUCGUUGCUGCUGUCGGCAUUCCUCGUUUCGUCAAGGCUGAGUGGUUGAAGCCCGGCUGUGUUGUAAUUGAUGUUGGUAUCAACUACAUUCCCGACGCAACCAAGAAGAGUGGCUCUCGCCUGGUUGGUGAUGUCGAUUUUGACAAUGCUGUCAAGGUCGCUGGUGCCAUUACGCCCGUUCCUGGUUCGGUUGGUCCUAUGACUGUUGCCAUGUUGAUGCAAAAUGUUUACGAGUCUGCUUUGCGCUUCCGUGCAAUUGCUCGUCAACACAAUGUCUCUCUGUUGCCCUUGAAGCUUCAAGACCCCGUUCCCAGUGACAUUGAGGCUGCACGUUCCCAGACCCCCAAGCAUAUUGCCAAGCUUGCCUCUGAGAUCGGCAUCAGUGCUUCUGAGCUUGAACUCUACGGCCCUUACAAGGGUAAGGUUAACUUGAACAUUCUUAAGAGACUCAACCACCGUAAGGACGGCCAUUACGUUGUUGUUACCGGUAUUACCCCGACUCCUUUUGGUGAGGGUAAGAGUACUGUUACUGCUGGUCUUGUCCAGGCGCUCUCGCACCUCGACAAGCUUGCUAUUGCUUGUGUUCGUCAACCCUCUCAGGGUCCCACCUUUGGUAUCAAGGGUGGUGCUGCCGGAGGUGGAUAUGCUCAGUUUAUUCCUAUGGAGGAAUUCAACCUUCAUUUGACUGGUGACAUUCAUGCUAUCACUGCAGCAAACAACCUUCUCGCUGCCGCCAUUGAUACUCGUAUGUUCCAUGAGAGCACUCAAAAGGAUGCCGACCUGUUCAACAGACUUGUUCCUGCUAAGAAGGGUGUUCGCGAGUUCAGUCCUGUUAUGUUCUACCGCUUGAAGAAGCUUGGUAUUAACAAGACGAACCCUGAUGACUUGACUCCUGAGGAGAAGACCAAGUUUGCUCGUCUUGAUAUUGAUCCCGAUACCAUCACCUGGCACCGUACUCUUGAUGUCAACGAUCGGUUCUUGCGUAAGAUUACCGUUGGUCAAAACCCUACUGAAAAGGGUCGCACUCGCGAAACCGGCUUCGAUAUCUCUGUUGCCAGUGAGUGUAUGUCCGUUUUGGCACUUAGUAAGGACCUCAAGGAUAUGCGUGAGCGUCUUGGACGUAUGGUUGUCGCCAGCAGCAAGACUGGUGAAGCCAUUACUGCUGACGACCUUGGUGUCGGCGGUGCUUUGGCUGUGUUGAUGAAGGACGCCAUUAAACCCAAUCUCAUGCAAACCAUUGAAGGCACGCCUGCUCUCGUUCACGCUGGUCCCUUUGCCAACAUCAGUAUCGGUGCCUCUUCCAUUCUUGCCGACAGAAUCGCGUUGAAGAUUGCUGGUACCGAAGCUGACGAGGACCCCAAGAAGGAUGCCGGUUACGUCGUUACUGAAGCUGGUUUCGCUUCCGACAUUGGCAUGGAGAAGUUCUUCAACAUUAAAUGUCGUAACUCUGGCCUUGUUCCUGGUGCCGUUGUGCUGGUUGCUACGGUUAAAGCUCUCAAGUUGCACGGUGGCGGACCUUCUGUCAGUCCCGGCAAGCCCCUCCCCGAUGUUUACUUGCGCGAGGAUGUUGAGCUCGUGCGCAAGGGUUGCUCCAACUUGAAGAAGCACAUUGAAAACGCUCGCAAGUUUGGUCUCCCCGUUGUUGUCGCUAUUAACAAGUAUGUCUCCGACACUGCCGCUGAAGUCGCCGCUAUCCGUGAGGAGGCUCUCGCCGCUGGUGCUAGCGAUGCAGUCGUUUCAAACCACUGGGCCGAGGGUGGAAAGGGUGCCUUGGAUUUGGCCAAGGCCUUGAUUCACGCCUGCGAGAAUGAGGAGCACAACUUCCACUUCACCUAUGAUUUGGAUCUUCCUAUUGAAAAGAAGAUUGAAAUUAUUGCCAAGGAGAUGUACGGUGCUGACGGUAUUGAGCUUAGUCCUUUGGCUCAAGAGCGUAUGCAACGGUUCAAGGAGCAAGGCUACAACAACUUGCCCAUCUGUAUUGCCAAGACCCAAUACAGUUUGUCUCACGAUCCCGAUUUGAAGGGCGCUCCUACUGGCUUUACAGUCCCCAUCCGCGACAUGCGUUUGAGUGCUGGUGCCGGCUUCAUUUACCCCUUGGCUGCUGCCAUCAUGACGAUUCCCGGUCUUCCCACCAGACCUGCUUACUACAACAUUGAUCUCGAUGAGAAUGAGAACAUUGUUGGUUUGAUGUAAGUCGAUGUCCUUCCGCAAUUCCAAGCUCCCCUCUUCUUCCCUGACAGCGGCGUGACAACGGGACACAGUGGAGCCUCUGUGCUUACUUUAUUCACCUAAACACACGAGCUUUUUGAUAGUUGGAGUCGGACGUUUCACCCUGACUCUAGCGACCUGAACGCUUCUUAAGAAGUUGCGUAUCUUCACGCCCGCACGCAUCGUCUGCAUAGCACUACUUUUUUUUACUGUUUUGCUGACGUAUCUUUAUCACCAAAUUCAUUCCCGUCUUAGACAGCUUUCGUCUUUUUGUUCUAAGC